AUGACUGACCACGGCGAAAUAAUUUCAGUGCGUGGAAAGAUGCCUAGAUACCAUAAGGUAGAAAUCAACAAGACAGAAUGGAUAGUACCAGAGCGGUAUCAAAUGUUAACACCUGUAGGAUCAGGAGCUUAUGGUCAAGUUUGUUCAGCGAUCGACAGUUUGCAUAAUAUGAAGGUAGCCAUAAAAAAAUUGGCCAGGCCUUUUCAAUCUGCUGUUCAUGCUAAAAGGACAUACCGUGAACUACGUAUGCUUAAACAUAUGAACCAUGAGAAUGUCAUUGGAUUGCUAGAUGUAUUUAGCCCAGAAAAAACACUAGAAGAGUUUCAACAAGUAUACUUGGUUACUCAUUUGAUGGGAGCUGAUUUGAACAACAUUGUUCGUACUCAAAAACUAUCAGAUGAUCACGUACAGUUCCUUGUCUAUCAGAUAUUGAGAGGACUGAAGUAUAUACAUUCUGCAGGAAUUAUUCAUAGAGAUUUAAAACCAUCAAAUAUAGCUGUGAAUGAAGAUUGUGAAUUAAAAAUCUUAGAUUUUGGUUUAGCUCGCCCUACUGAAACAGAAAUGACAGGAUAUGUUGCUACAAGGUGGUAUAGGGCUCCAGAAAUUAUGUUGAACUGGAUGCAUUAUAAUCAAACCGUGGAUAUUUGGUCAGUGGGGUGCAUAAUGGCUGAACUUCUAACUGGAAGGACUCUGUUCCCAGGAUCAGACCAUAUCCAUCAAUUGAACUUGAUCAUGGAGGUGCUUGGAACACCAAGUCAAGAGUUUAUGCUGAAAAUAUCCUCGGAGUCUGCAAGAAAUUACAUCCAAUCUUUGCCGGCGCUAAAACGACGGGAUUUCCGCGAGGUCUUCCGAGGUGCCAACCCCCUUGCGGUCAACUUGCUUGAGCUGAUGCUUGAACUGGACGCUGACAAGCGUAUAACGGCGGAGCAGGCGCUUGCGCACGAAUACUUAGCGCAAUACGCGGACCCCACUGACGAGCCGGACUCUGCGCCCUACGACCAGAGCUUCGAGGACAUGGACCUGCCCGUCGACAAGUGGAAGGAUUUAGUAUGGAAGGAAGUGGUGGAGUUCAAACCUCACCCUCAACACAUGAAUACCGUAGUUGAAGUUAAUCCGCAAUGA
Chilo suppressalis (striped riceborer) is the source of this 1122-nucleotide messenger RNA. Lineage: Eukaryota; Metazoa; Arthropoda; Insecta; Lepidoptera; Crambidae. The record is from the annotation of a GenBank genome assembly.